AAUAGAUGAAUAAAAAAAUUAGUUAAUUUCCCAACUAACUAAAUAAACAGGAGAAGGUGCAGUCUGAGGAGACUCUUUUCACACACAUUUGGUGCUUGAGUGAGUUUACAGCAACAGUUUACUGUUUGUGGGAUUGACUAAGAAUGAGCCACAGUGCCCAGGUUCAUGGUAAUUAGGAACAUGUCACUCUGUGCAAUAGCGUGACUCACUUAAGUGUUUUCUACAGAUGCAGGAAUGAGUCCUGAAGUGUGGGAAUGAGUUUCUGCAUUUAGUUUUUUGAAUGGGUUUUUGGUCAGAUGCGUGAAAUAAGGUCUGUGGUUAACAUAAGAUAUUUUCACGUUUAUGUCUACGACAUAAAAUAGGUCAGUGAACACCCCACUUGUGGAUUUUGAAGCGUUUAGGUGUGUUGUGAAAGGUGGUUGCUACCAAGCGACUAAAUGAGACUAACGUAAUCACCCUGAACACAGCUGUACAGCCUUGUUGUUGUGGCAACGUUAAGUCGUGCGAUUACAGUGAAGUUAAUUUAUAGCCUUACGUUAGCUUUUUACUUCUUGCGAUUGCAUUUACACUUCAAAAAUCAUGAAAGUGGUGUCUUGAAGAUUAUUUCCCUAAACAAAACAUGUAAGUAUCAUUGUUUGUCACAGAGCUUAUUUUCUCCAAUAAUCAAAAACCAGGGCGACACUAACUUCCGCAUUGAAAGUUUCACUGGUUAACAAUAUAUCAGCAUGUAUUCAAUGGUGCCUCAUAGCACCAUCAACUGAGGUUGUGUUGACCACAUUUCUUGAUUAAUAAUGUAUGCAUCAUUUCACAUCAGUGUCCUGUGGGUGAUUAUGGACUUUAUUUGAUAACAGGAUACUCAGAAAAUUGCGUUUCCUUGGUGACAGAAUGUUUGACACUAAUUUAAACUCAAAAAAAGCACUUCACUCUGAACUCUCUGCUCAUUUGUGCCAGAAAGAUCGAUCGUGUUCAAGCACUCUCGAGUUUCUCGACUCUACACUUGUGAGAUUUACAUUGUCGCUUCGCCUGUUUCAUUUGUUCUGUGUUGUGAUACACAGCAACAAUAUUUCAAUGGAGUUUCUCGAAGGUGGAAUCUACAGACCUAUCAGGGUAAGAGAGACAGUGUUUGUCUUUACUGGGGUUAGAUUUUAUAUAUUUUUUUGAGAUGUAUUUUAAAUAAGUGACGAAAACUGAAAGUAACAUAUUAUUUCCUUUAAAGGUGUUGUUUGACACACCUAUAUAUGAUCGGGCUCUGCAGCUGUGCUGGAAUAUAUCCAGUUACAAGUCUCAGGUAAGAUCUACUAUCCUUCAAAGCGCACACUAAUACAAAAUGCUAGAUCAAUUUUUAAAAACUAUCUUACUACAUUUAAAGGUGACUUAUUUCCUUUAUGUUGUUUAGAUUGCACUGAUGAGAGAACUCCUGAGGCUUCAGCAGAAACAGAAGAUCCCAUCUCAGGUGACGGCUGAAGACAUGAUCGGUUUGCUUUUGAAGGAAAGCAAAAAUACUAUGAGGGAACGGUGAGUUACUGAGACACAUACAGACAGUCCACCACGACACCUUGAACUCUCCUCAUGUCACACUAAUAUAACUAAUACUUUAAAGAGCAACAAGAAAAAUAAAACGUCUGUGUUUCUGUUUGAAGCCUCUGGGCGUUUGAACUGGAAGAUUUUGAUGAGGACGAUGCCAAAUCUCUGCUGACGCUGGUAAGACACGAGUCCUGAGAAGACUUACAGUAGUUUGUUACAAUAUGCUAAUUUCAUCCUCUAAAGCUGCAUGUCAAUGUCAAAACUGCACUUUAGGCCUAAUUCCCUGUUUCAGGUGUGGGCAGUAAAUGUCAGCAACAAAAAGAGGGACAUUGAGUUUGAAGCCCAGAUGCUCCUCAACUCUCCAGAGGCCGUACCUGCUACUUUUCAACAACCUAAAGUCCUCAGCAUGGCCAAAAAGUUCGCCAGGAUCCUGAGAAAGAAGCAGAGGAAGGCUCCCAGCUUCAAACUGCUCAGUCCAAAAGAGGUAGUCCUCGAGGUCGUUCCCAGAGUCCUGCAGGGCUUCUGGGUGCUUCCUCCUCUCCCCCUGUUAAACAUGCCUUCCCAGAGACUUAGCAAAAUGUCUGUUGGGGUUACAAAGGCUGUUCUGGACCAAGUCUCCAAUGCUUUAACCACUGUGGAACAUCAGGUCAUCUUCUCUCGCUCCAUCAGGGAUGAAAUGGUCCAGUCUAUCAUGAACAAGAUCAGACAGACGUUCUCUCAUGACGUCUUGGUGAACAAGAUCAAGCGUUUUGCACCAGUGCUGCUGAGUGAGAUUGUUGAAGUUGCAGUGGGACAGAUUAGUGGGAUGUUUCAGCCCCAGAGCCCAAAAGCAACGGCUCAUCUGACACCCACUGUCGAACCUGCUGCCACCACUCCAAUCCAGGAGGAUUUAAACCUGGCUGUAACUGAGGGGCUGCUAACAACCAGUCCAGAGAUUAACUCUGUGGUGGUGUCAACUCCACCACCUUUUCCAACACCUCCUGCUGAACCUCCAUCUAUAACUGAUGUCGAGGCUAGGGAGAAUGAGAAUGACGAACCCACCAGAGACCCACACCCUGCUGUGGUUCCACCUACUAAGGCACACCCUGCUCCGUUUGUUACUGAUGUUGAGGCCAGGGUGGCUGAAACUGAAGAACCCUGCCUGGAGAAGGACCCAAAGCUCUCCAGAGAACCAGCCUCUGUUGUGUCUCCUGCUCUCCCAGCUCCACUGACCCAUCCUGCUGAACCUGUAAUUAUCACUACAGUGAAGGGCGGCUCGACCACCAGCCCGGCUGAAACAAAGCAGCCGACCUCCAGUCCAGUGACAAGCUCUGCUGAGGUGUCACCUCCACCAGCUCCUCAGACAUCUCCUACUGAACCUCACAUUACGGAUGUCCAGGACAGGGGGGGCAUAAACGAAAGGCCAAACCUGGAGGAGGGCCAAAAACCCACCAGAGAACCAGCCUCUGCUCCUUCAGUUUCAUCAGCUCCUCUGGCCACUCCUCCUGAACUUGUGGUUAUUGUUUCAGCGAACCCAGAGGUCAGAGAGCGGAGAGAGCAGGGCUUCUUCUGCAGGCCCUUUUAGUCUGUGUGCUGCUGCUGUGUAGCCAGCCACACAGAAACUGAGUAACUGCCUCAUAUAUAAAUGCAUCUGUAUUAAAUAUAAUAAAUAAUUCAAAUUUAAAAAUGAAAUAAUUAUGGUCACGUGUCAAAUUGUUUAAAUGCUCUAGCGUUGGAAGGUAUGAACACAGUUAUAAUUUGGAAUAUUUGUUUAAGUUACAAUUUAAUGCUGUGUAAAUUAAACAUUUUACAUAAAGUCCCAGGGCUUCUUUGUUGUCAGUGUUUCUCUUCUUGAACGCCAUCUGCUUAGUCCACAGAUACUGUUACAGGAUACAACUUAAACUGCAAAACUAUGAUUCAAUCAUUUCCAAUAAUACUACAUAUAAUAAGUUAGCAUUAUUAAAUUAUCCAGAAUCAGGCUGUCUCUAAAAAGUACAAAAAGGGAAGUGUGCACAGUGACUGCAUAUUUAUUUGUAAGAGGAUGUAUUUAGAGACUUUACGACAUGAAAUAUAAUAAUACCACAAAGCAAAAAUACUUACAAGUAAAGAUGCUGCAUUCAAAAUCUUUUGCCUUUUUUUUUUUUUUUUUUACAGGUCUGCAAUUUACUUAUAAAAAUCUAUGAAUUUUCUAGGAAAUAGCCACAUAAUUUGAUACUGUACUGAGCAAAAAUGGGAAUUUCGAAGAAUAAAGAGCUGCAUUUAAAUCCAAAUACAUAUUCAUUCACUAUUUAUUUAUUAUGUGAAACUUAAGUUUCCAUUAAAGCUGAACUGUUUGCUUGCCUGUAGACUAAUUUCACAUUUAUGCAUAUCCAGCUGACCUGCUGUGCACUGACUACAAGACUCUCUAAGUUACAGUAGCAAUUAAUUGGAAAUAAUUAAAUGGAGGCGUACCAGCUGAGCACUCUCUCUGUUUUGCAAAUAAGUUUUCUCAAGAAACUCACUGGAAAGUAUUAUUCUGAAAUUAAAGUCCUGUAAAACAAAGUGUUACAUAAUCUUAUGAUAAUACAGAAUGGUACGUUUGUAGAAGUGCAAAUAAAGACUGAAAGACAAGCACAUUAAAAUUAUAUUUAAGUGGAGUAGUACUUUCGCAAAUGUCAGUCAAGAUUGUAGGUUUGUAUCCUUAACUGACAGACAACUCUUCCUCCCUAAACGCCAACUUCCUCUGUGCCAUAAGCAAGACACCUCACGCUCAGUUGUUGCUAUGGAGCUGCUGCAGGCGGCCAUUAAAAUACAGUUUUAGCAGGAAACUCCCAGGUGUGACUGUGUGUAACUGAGUGUGAAGCAGAUUAUUACUCUUCACUUCUCUGCUUAAAUGAAGGUUAAGAAGCUAAAUAUCAACAAUAAAUCAUCUUUGAGGACAA
Epinephelus moara (kelp grouper) is the source of this 4424-nucleotide messenger RNA. Its product is annotated as proteoglycan 4-like. The record is from RefSeq and is a predicted model, not a curated record. Lineage: Eukaryota; Metazoa; Chordata; Actinopteri; Perciformes; Serranidae. The transcript is spliced from 2 exons. Bases 1772 to 3088 code for a protein of 438 amino acids.